CGUUCACGUAACAUCUCGUCAUGCCGCACCUUGCAUUUCUGGCACUCCUUCCAACGACGGUGUAUGAUAUGCGCAGGGGUUUAGUCGAGUGGAAUGUUGUAUGGCUUAGGGUGGUGUUAGGGAGAUAUGGGAAUCUAGGCUUAGGAACGAGCCAUAGCUCUGGUGAUAGCUCUGUUGAACAGUGGUAUCAAAGAGUUCCUGCACCCGUUUACUCGUGGUCUCUUUUGUGAAUCCCAUAGUUAUAGCUUACUUGCUGUAACAUGGUCAGACCGCCGCCGCGCAUAACCGUUACACCAAAAGGUGAAAUACUGAAAGCUUAUGUUUCAGCAUCAGCGACGGUAUAUGUACUGAUUAUGAGAACUCAGGUAGUAAGCCAGCGUGCUUACACUUGCUUUCC
Messenger RNA from Suillus discolor, 397 nucleotides. RefSeq lists its product as uncharacterized. The transcript has a single exon. The record is from RefSeq and is a predicted model, not a curated record. NCBI's taxonomy places the organism in Eukaryota, Fungi, Basidiomycota, Agaricomycetes, Boletales, Suillaceae. Bases 21 to 230 code for a protein of 69 amino acids.